GUGGCGUAUCGGCCUGUGGAAGCCCGUGGACACUGUAUGAAUCGACGGUCGCUGCUCGAAGUGGACCGCACGUUGGGUUCUCAGCUUGGAGACAGACCGUUCAUCCUGGCCAUCGUCAAUCCGUCUAGAUCGGAUGAGAUGAGCCUGACAGUGGAUGGAUACGCGCACUACUACCACAACCCUAACCGUUUGCUGCCGGUGAAUAAGGCAUUAG
Perkinsus marinus ATCC 50983 is the source of this 214-nucleotide messenger RNA. RefSeq lists its product as hypothetical. The record is from RefSeq and is a predicted model, not a curated record. The annotation marks the transcript as partial. The transcript is spliced from 3 exons. Lineage: Eukaryota; Perkinsozoa; Perkinsida; Perkinsidae.